AUGAGAUGUGACAUACAGGGAGGAGACACUGACUGGCGGUAUGAGUGGUAUACGAAUGGUUAUUCAGUCUACUCUAAUACAAAGUCUGAGUACAGAAUCAGUCCUGUCUACGUGUCUAGCAGUGGUUCAUAUACCUGUAAGGGUGUAAAGGGAAGCAAGUUCUCCAAGACCAGUGAUGCUGUACAACUGACUGUGUCUGAUCAACCCAAGGCUGUUCUGAGUAUCUAUCCUCAGUGGCUGAACCCUGGAGACUCAGUGUCUCUGAGCUGUGAAGUUGACAAGACGUCUACAGGCUGGAGGUUCUCCUGGUACAGGACGGUUCCCACUUUAACAGAGCAGUCCUACUCUUUUCAGCAUCUUCCAGAAGCAGGCAAUGGGACUACUGAAGACUCCUACACUCUGAUCCCUGCUGGUCCUACUCCCACAGGAGGAUAUGUGUGUAGAGCUGGGAGAGGAGACCCAGUCUAUGACACACUCUACAGUGAACCUCAGUUUCUCUGGUCAGGAGAUCUGCAGCCUUCAGUGUCUCUCAGAAUAAGUCCCAACACAACACAACACUUUACAUCAAAGUCUCUCUCAUUGAGCUGUGAGGAGAAGGGGAACUCUACUGGAUGGAGACUGAUGAGCUACAGAGAGAGAGGAGUAGAGUCAGGGUGUGUCUCUAACUGGGGAUCAAUAACAGGGUCCACAUGUACCAUCAACUACACAUACACUUGGUCCAGUGGAGUGUUCUGGUGUGAGUCUGGAUCAGGAGAGUACAGUAAUGCUGUCAACAUCACAGUAAAUGAUGGUGAUGUGAUCCUGGAGAGCCCUGUCUAUCCCGUGACUGAAGGAGACUUUGUGACUCUGAGCUGUAAAUACCGGAAAGUCAGCUCAAACUUCAAAGCUGAUUUCUACAAAGAUGGAGUACUCAUCAAGAAUGAGACCAAAGGAGAGAUGACCAUCCCUACAGUAUCCAAGUCAGAUGAAGGAUUCUAUAAAUGUAAAUCUGGUCAAGGAGAAUCACCAGAGAGCUGGGUGACAGUGAGAGGUGAGAAAACAUUUAUGAUCACAAGUUAG
This is a messenger RNA of Coregonus clupeaformis (lake whitefish), 1059 nucleotides long. RefSeq lists its product as uncharacterized. The record is from RefSeq and is a predicted model, not a curated record. Gene Ontology annotation, molecular function: transmembrane signaling receptor activity. Lineage: Eukaryota; Metazoa; Chordata; Actinopteri; Salmoniformes; Salmonidae. The transcript is spliced from 4 exons. The coding region runs from base 1 to 1059 and encodes 352 amino acids. Gene Ontology annotation, biological process: cell surface receptor signaling pathway.